This is a messenger RNA of Haemonchus placei, 993 nucleotides long. The record is from the annotation of a GenBank genome assembly. Lineage: Eukaryota; Metazoa; Nematoda; Chromadorea; Rhabditida; Trichostrongylidae.
AUGGAUUGGGCUUGGUGGAGCAGCAAUUCGGUGAGCAUCAUUGCAAACACUAUUGGAAUCGUUGCCAACUCCUUUCUGCUAUGUAUGGUACUAAAAAAGACACCAAAACAUCUGAUCUCCUAUUCCGUUCUGAUUUUCGACAUUGCACUCUGUGAUCUGAUAGCCUGUAUCGGUGCCAUUUUCAUUCUCUUGAGGGUAAUAUCUUAUGGACCCAACUCGUACAACUUCUACUAUGGGCCGUGCAGACUCUUUGGACCAGGAAUCUGCAUGAUUGCGCACGGUCUCAUUCUUUCUUGCCACCAGCAUGGCAUACAUAGUUUAUUGGUUUCGUUUGCUUAUCGUUACUACGUUUUGGUACGUGAUCCACCGCGAGUAUACAAAGUGGCAGCCACCGUAAUAUUGGUUUAUUUGCCGACGUUCUUCGUAUUUAUAGCCUUUGCUUCAUCCGAUGAAGAUCAGGCGAUAGUGAAAGCAGACAUCGAAAAGAACCUGGGCCACGAUAUGAGCUCGGAGUGUUUUUCCAGUGAAAAGGAAUGGGGGAUGAAUUUGUCUUCAUACUAUUUGAUGCUGCCACCGCUUCCUAUUUAUAUCACUAUUCUUAUUCUCAGAAGACUGAUCAUUUCGAAGAUUACCCUUCAAACAACCAUGUCUGAACGUACUCGGCAACUUCACAAGCAGUUACUUCGAGCUCUUGCUAUUCAAGCCUGCUUGCCUGUGCUCUACUUGGGCGGCACUGUCGUCAGUCUGGCUAAAAUUUUAGAAAUCUAUGAUCACCCUGUUAUGGGAUACGCUUUCGUCUAUUCGUUUUUAUUUAUUCCUGCUAUAAACCUCCUAGUGUCGUUAUAUUUGGUUGGGCCCUAUCGUGUAUGGAUACGUGAUAAGUUUCUGAUGUGGAAGCAGCCAAAUGCGAAAGGAACAGCCUCAACUACUGUUAAAGCACUCCAACAGAGAGGAAUCGUUGCACCGAUGCAACCUCAAUUACUACAUUCGUAA